GCGUAGCAAUGCGGUAGUAUAUGAAAAUGGCUGGCAAUUCUCCAAGAACCAAGUACAAGGUCAACAAGCGUGGCUUCUGCUAUGGAUUCCCAGUCAGCUGUUCAGGCCAAGGACGCGGUAAGGAACGGUGUCAUGGCUACUCAGUUGAUGAUCCUGCGAUGAAACUAGGAUUACUACCUUGAGGACGUCCGUCGAUAGCAAAGGGGCUGGGAAACAGAAUGGCGCUGUUGUCACUUUCCACAGACCUUGGCCUUGACCACUAGAGGGAGAGAUGUGCAGGGUUGGCUGAUUGUGUCAAACAAGUAGCCAAGUAGGGCACAUAAAUUUGCUCCGGUGGCACAAAGAAGAAACGGAACAGGACCUUUAUGCGUGAUUUCGAACUAUGGCGAAAGUAAGAUGCGAGCAGAAAGAAUUUGAUGGUACAACAGUUUUGUGUCGUGUCUGUGGUGAUAAAGCCAGUGGAUUUCAUUAUGGUGUCCAUUCUUGUGAGGGGUGCAAGGGUUUCUUCCGAAGAAGCAUCCAACAGAAGAUACAGUACAGACCGUGUACCAAAAACCAACAAUGUUCGAUCCUUAGGAUAAACAGGAAUCGAUGCCAAUAUUGCCGACUUAAGAAGUGUAUAGCAGUGGGAAUGUCCAGAGACGCCGUACGUUUCGGACGUGUACCUAAGAGGGAGAAGGCUAAAAUAUUGGCUGCUAUGCAAAAAGUCAACGCCUGUUCGCAGGAGAAGGCUCUCAAUGCCGAACUGGAGGACGAAAUGAAGCUCUUGACGAUGAUCGUUACCGCUCACGAGGAAACAUGCGAUUACACUCGUGACAAAGUGGCCACCCUGGUGGAAAGAGCUCAAUCCAAACCCAUCUACACUCAUUGUCCUCCUCAUUUGGCAUGCCCGUUGAAUCCCGCACCACAUCCUCUCGAUAAUGGAGGCGGUUCAAGAAUUAUGGAAGAUUUUUCGGAACGUUUCUCACCAGCCAUUCGAGGUGUUGUGGAGUUUGCCAAGCGUCUGCCCGGUUUCAGUUUGUUGGCGCAAGACGAUCAAGUUACUUUGUUAAAGGCUGGCGUCUUCGAGGUUCUUUUAGUGAGAUUGGCUUGUAUGUUCAAUUCGGAAGCUAAUUCUCUAAUCUGUCUUAACGGUCAAGUGUUGCGAAGAGAAGCUCUGCAUUCUGCUAGCAAUGCCCGUUUUCUUCUGGAUUCUAUGUUUGACUUUGCCGAACGUUUGAACAGUCUCCAGUUAUCUGAUAGUGAAUUGGGACUCUUCUGCGCCGUGGUUGUUAUCGCAGCUGAUCGACCAGGCUUAAGAAACGUAGAUUUAGUUCAGAAAAUUCAGAAAAAGCUAACCGACAUUUUACAGAAAGCAAUCAUCAGUAAACAUCCUCAUAAUCCAUCUAUAUUUAACGAACUGAUGAAAAAGAUUCCAGAUCUUCGUACUCUCAACACAUUACACUCAGAAAAACUUUUAGCUUACAAAAUGGAACCAAGAAAUACUUCUGCUACAGCUACUAGCCCUAGCACCUAUCCGGAUAUCCAAGAUGCUUGGAGCCAGUACUCGGCUAUGGUGGUAUCUCAAGAACAUCAGUUAGAAGAUAAUCGAUGUGCCUCACCAGGCCAACAAAGUCAACACAGUGGUAGCACAGCUUGCAGUGAGUGGAGCACCUCAGAUUCCAAAGACGAACACGAUCCUUUUGGCAGUCCCCAAUCUGUCGGAAGUGGUAUGUCCACAGAUGAGGUCAAGAGUCCCAUUAGAUCAUCAUCUUUCUCUAGCAGCAGAAGUUUUGAUACUGAUAGUGUUUGGCCUGGCGAAAUGGUUCAACCUACCGAAAAUCAACAAUCUGUUAAAAGAACGCGUGAAACCAAUGGAGUCGAACAUGGAUGCAGUUCCGGGGACGAGUGCUAUUAUAGUGAGAGCCCUAUGAAAGGCUCUGGAUAUACAAAAAUCCGCCGUGUCGAUUCUCCUACAGACUCUGGUAUUGAAAGUGGUAAGGAACACGGGCACAGUACCACACCUACGACAUCAGUAUGUUCUAGUCCUAGAUCGGCUUUGGAAGAAAAAGUAAAAGACUUUCUAGAUUCCGAUAAUGUAGAGAAACACGAUAGCACAGAAGACAUGCCAGUUCUAAAGAGGGCUCUCCAAGCACCACCACUGAUUAAUACAAAUAUGUUAAUGGAUGAAGCAUAUCGCAAUCAUAAAAAAUUCAGGGCAGCCAGGAGGGAAUCGGAAAGCCCAUCGAGCCCCACCAUCGCCAACAUGUCGUUGGCUAGCACCCACAGCACUUUGGUGAAAACAUUAGAACAAGCACCGCGUUAUAUGAGCGAACAACAAUUGAAAAGAACUGAUCUCAUUCAUAAUAUCAUCAUGAGAACGGAAUCAGUCCCGCAAGAAGGUUCAUCAAACAAUCAGGUAAACAAAUGCCCUCCCGGUUUCUACAUUCCACAUAGCAAUGCACCAAACUACUGUGCCACUUCCGUCUCCUGGCCCAUGGUAAAUGGUCAAUCCAACGGUAACGUACAGGUUCGUCCCAAUUUUAUGAGUCUUGAUAUUCCUCAAGGAGUGACAACUGCAAGCUGUCCGUCUUCGCAGUCGGUCCAAUCUCGUAUCCUGUAUGAGCAUCGUUCUCCUCCACCAUCAACCAACCUAGUCAUCCCUCCUACAUCACCCACAGGAAAUCAAAUGGAAGUUCGUAUACCUUCCAACCCUUCGCCCGCACCGCAAGCAAACUUCACCGAAAUGAUGGACGCUCAACCUUUGAACCUAUCCAAAAAAUCGUGAGUCUAAACAAGAACUUUCUUUGGGACUCCCGAUGAUAACGACGUACAGAUCCAUCGAUCCUAAUGUCAGUCGCGUGCUCUUGCGAACUCCAAACGUCUCGAGACCGAGCACCACCAAUACCAAUCACCAACCACCACCCAUUUGUUGUAAAUAGUUACGUUUUCCGUUUUUUGUACCUUAGCAUUGUAAAAUGUUUUACGGAGGCUGAUGGAUACCAGCUUCAUCUGGUGAUUGUACAAAGUGCUAAAAAUAGAGUUCAAAUGGGAAUGGAGAACGGGACGUUAAGUAGGUAUCUGAUUGUAAAUAUUUCCUUUUCAUCCUAGUAUAAUAUCAGAAAAAAUAUUACUGAAAAAUAUAUAUAUAUAUAUAUAAAUAUAUAUAAAAAAUCAUUAACUUAAAACGAAGAGUGAGAAGAGUGCAAGAAUCCCAAAACCUCCUUUUCCCUUUCUUCCAUUAUGUGAUGUAUUAUUAUGUUCAGUGUUCCAUCAGCAGUAUUAUAUGGAUCGCUGUUGUGUAGUACAUAUUUGUCUUUGUACUUCUGUUCAUUGGAAAUUCAUUAUUUAACUUAGUGUACAGUGUCUGGUGUUGUGAUCGUGUAUCGAAUUCGUGUUCUUGCAAUAAUAAAGAUUUUUUUCUUGGAA
Molecule: messenger RNA, 3408 nt
Organism: Centruroides sculpturatus (bark scorpion)
Lineage: Eukaryota; Metazoa; Arthropoda; Arachnida; Scorpiones; Buthidae
Gene: Eip75B
Product: nuclear hormone receptor E75-like
Exons: 7
Coding region: 383-2767 (794 amino acids)
Biological process (GO): cell differentiation; hormone-mediated signaling pathway; positive regulation of transcription by RNA polymerase II
Molecular function (GO): RNA polymerase II cis-regulatory region sequence-specific DNA binding; zinc ion binding; nuclear receptor activity
Source: RefSeq, a predicted model, not a curated record